Molecule: messenger RNA, 1153 nt
Organism: Chiloscyllium plagiosum (whitespotted bambooshark)
Lineage: Eukaryota; Metazoa; Chordata; Chondrichthyes; Orectolobiformes; Hemiscylliidae
Source: RefSeq, a predicted model, not a curated record
GUGCGCAGGCGCUAAACCCAGACGGAGAAGAGCAUGCGCGGAGUUAGACUGGUUGAUGUGGAGUCGUUUCUUUCUCAGCUUCAGAUGGGUUAGAAUUCGACGGGAUAAUGGAAGUGUUGGACUCAGCAGCUGCUCAAAGACGCUUGUAAACACAUUGAGCUACUGGAAGACUUCCAAUAGGGAAAUUGGAAACAAACAUCACAUCAAGAUUAUGGAGUCGCUCAAUUCACCAGGACCUGAAUAUCAUCAGACUUUGAAUAUGGAAGUGAAAAGUGCAGUCCAUAGUGAGGAGAAACCAUGGGACUGUGAUGUCUGUGGAAAGCGAUUUAGGUACCCAUCUCAGCUGGUAACUCACCACCGCACUCACACUGAAGAGAGACCAUUCAUUUGCUCUGAGUGUGGUGAAGAAUUUUCUGAUUCUUCUAACCUGCUGCAACACCAGCGAGCUCAUGCUGAUGAAAGACCUUUUAAAUGCCAAGACUGUGAAAAGUGCUUUAAAACUUUCAGAAGUCUAAAGUGCCAUCAACGUGUUCACACUGCUGAGACACCGUUCAGGUGCUCUCACUGUGGGUUAGUGUUCAGGAAUUCAUCUAAUCUGAAUAGACAUGAACGCAGCCACACUGGGGAGAUGCCAUUCACUUGCACCAAGUGUGGGAAGGGAUUCCCUCAGUCAUCCAGACUGCUGACACACCAACGAGUUCACACAAGGGUGAAACAAUUGACCUGUCUUGAGUGUGGGAAGGAAUUCACUGAGUUCUCCAGCUUGCUGAGUCACCAGCGAGUUCAUGCCAGGGAAAGACUAUUUAUUUGCUCCAAGUGUGGAAAGGAAUUCAUUCACUCAUCCAAUUUCCUGACAGACCAGCGAGUUCACAUUGGAGAGGGACCGUUUACAUGCCCUGAGUGUGGGAAGGUAUUCACUCUGUUAGCUACUCUCCUGACACAUCAACAUAAACACCCACCACCAUUAACCUGCUCUGAAUGUCAAAGAGAUUUACUCAGCUGCCGUGCUGACGUACCAGUGAAUUCGUAAGAUUGUGCUGUUAAUCACAUCCAGGAAUGGCCCAUGUUCAUUGAGGUCUAUUUCUGCUGAUGUUAAUAAAUUCUUACUCAGUUUUAUGUCGUAGAUAAAAGUCAAAUAAAUCAACUUUGUGUU